Cherax quadricarinatus is the source of this 7822-nucleotide messenger RNA. RefSeq names its product WW domain-containing oxidoreductase (gene Wwox). NCBI's taxonomy places the organism in Eukaryota, Metazoa, Arthropoda, Malacostraca, Decapoda, Parastacidae. Gene Ontology annotation, molecular function: protein binding. The record is from RefSeq and is a predicted model, not a curated record.
UUUUCACACGAUUUGGACAAUACAAUUUUUCUCUGACUCCCGGGAUCCUGGGGUCAACAAGGUGUCAGGUUUGGUAGCCCUGAACAACCCCAACAACUACAACAACAAUUAUUAAAUUCUGAUCAAACUGCAGUUGGUGGAUUUGACUUGGUUUCCAUAACUCACAAUGGAAAUCCCCGAGACAGAUAGUGAGGAUGAAAUGGCACCAGGAUGGGAGGAGCGGUGCACGACAGAUGGUCUUGUUUUCUAUGCUCACCACGCCACUAAGACUACCCAGUGGCAUCACCCGAGGACCAACAAAAAGAAGAGAGUUACUGGAGAACUGCCUUUUGGAUGGGAACGACAAAUAACCGAGGAAGGGAAAGUCUUCUUUGUCGAUCACUUAAACCACAAGACUACGUACACAGACCCAAGACUUGCUUUUGCUGUGGAGGAAUCAAAAUCUUUAACUGACCUGCGGCAGCGCUUUGACAGCAGCACUACGGGUAUACAAAUCUUACAUGGCCGGGACUUGACCGGCCGCAUUGCCAUUGUCACUGGAGCUAACUGUGGAAUUGGUUAUGAGACAGCACGAUCCUUGGCUUACCAUGGUUGCACUGUGGUCUUCGCAUGUCGUGACCUAACAAAGGCAGAGGCAGCUAUUGCUCGCAUCCAGAAGCAGAGACCCAGCUCCACUUGUCAUGCACUACAGGUGGAUCUUGCAUCACUCACAAGUGUGAGAAUGUUUGCACACACAUUCUCGGUUAGAUUUGGCCGGUGUGACGUAUUAUUAUUAAAUGCAGGAGUGUUUGGACUGCCUCACACUUUAACAGAAGAUGGACUGGAAACUACAUUCCAGGUCAACCAUUUGUCUCAGUUCUACUUGGCCCUGUUGCUGCAGCCUUUACUUGUGCAGUCCACGCCUGCAAGAGUCAUCUUUGUCUCCAGUGAAUCUCACAGAUUUGCUACCUUGAAUACUGAAAAUAUUUCAGAAGACCUGCUGUCACCUUCACACAAAUCAUCAUAUACUUCCAUCAUUGCAUAUUGUAACACAAAACUGUGUAAUGUUCUCACUGCAUUAGAAAUGCAGAGGAGAUUUGGUGACCAAGGCAUCAACUGCUAUGCAGUGCACCCAGGAAAUGCUGUGUCAACAUACCUUACCCGGCACUGGUGGGCCUAUCGCCUGCUAUAUGCUGUAGUUCGUCCAUUUACAAAAUCUUUGCAGCAAGCUUGUGCAACAAGUGUAUAUUGUGCAGCAAGUGUAGAUAUCUCUAGGUUUGGAGGUAUCUAUGUCAACAAUUGUGUGCCCUGUCUGCCUUCACAGUCAUCACUUGAUAGUAUAUUAUCAAACCGCUUGUGGAUAACCUCUCUCUCAAUGAUAGAGCAUGUACUAGGUAGAAGAGCAUUCAGUAUGCAACCCCUCAGCAAAUGCAAUGAACAGAGUCCAAAUAAUAAAGGUGAGAAAUUCUCUAAUUUGGUCACAAUAGGUGUUUUGUGACUUUAAAAGAAAAGGGGAGAGAGGGCAUUUAUUAUAAAUGCUUACAGUAUACCAUUCUACAUAUAUACCUCUCUUGUAAUGAAAGAGGGAAAAAGCAAGCCAAGAGAAUAACUAUUUAAGCAACAGCUACACUGUACAUGCAAGUGGUUGCAGUUUUUUUUUGAUCCUCAAAACUGGCAAGAACUGAGGCAAUGUAACCAGAUUGGCUUUUUUUUUUUUUUUAACCCAAAUUCACAUGGUUAACCACAGCUAAAUGAUAUUCAUAGAAAAUAAUAAAAAUCAUAAGGGUCACAGUGAUAACCAAAUGUUAAACUAGGCAUUUAAGAAAGUUGCAUUAAGUAUAGGGUUUAGCACUUCUUUUUGAUUAUAAAUGGAGAGUUAGAGGUAUCGGGAAGACGGAGGGAAUAUUUUGAGGAAUUGUUAAAUGUUGAAGAUAGGGAAGCUGUGAUUUCGUGUAUAGGGCAAGGAGGAAUAACAUCUUGUAGGAGUGAGAAAGAGCCAGUUAUGAGUGGGGGGGAAGUUCAUGAGGCAGUGGGUAGAAUGAAAGGGGGUAAGGCAGCUGGGAUUGAUGGGAUAAAGAUAGAAAUGUUAAAAGUAGGUGGGGAUAUAGUUUUGGAGUGGUUGGUGCUAAUAUUUAAUAAAUGUAUGGAAGAGAGUAAGGCACCUAGGGAUUGGCAUUGGCAGAGAGGAUGCAUAGUUCCUUUGUAUAAAGACAAAGGGGACAAAAUAGAGUGCAAAAAUUAUAGGGGAAUAAGUCUGUUGAGUACACCUGGUAGUGUAUGGUAGUCAUUAUUGAAAGAAUUAAGAAUAAGAUAGCAGAUGAACAAGGAGACUUUAGGAAAAGUAGUGGGUGUGUAGACCAAGUGUUUACAGUGAAACAGUUAUUUUUUUUUUUUAUUAACACACUGGCCGAUUCCCACCAAGGCAGGGUGGCCCGAAAAAGAAAAACUUUCACCAUCAUUCACUCCAUCACUGUCUUGCCAGAAGGGUGCUUUACACUACAGUUUUUAAACUGCAACAUUAACACCCCUCCUUCAGAGUGCAGGCACUGUACAUAUAGGUGAACAGUAUUUAGAUAGGGGUAAAGAGGUUUUUGUGGCAUUUAUGGAUUUCGAAAAGGCAUAUGACUAGGGGGGCAAUGUUGCAGGUGUAUGGAAUAGGAGGUAGGUUUCUGAAAGAAGUGAAGAGUUUUUAAGAGGAUAGUGAGGCUCAGGUUAGAAUAUAUAGGAGGGGAAGAGAUUAUUUCCCAGUAAAAGUAGGCCUUAGGCAAAGGUGUGUGAUAUCACUGUGGUUGUUCAAUAUAUUUAUAGAUGGGUUUGUAAGAGAAGUGAAUGCAAGGGUCUUGGCACGAGGUGUGGGGCUAAAAGAUAAAGAAUAACACAAAAUGGGAGUUGUCACAGUUGCUCUUUGCUGAUGACACUGUGCUUUUGGAAGAUUCUGAAGAGAAGUUAAAGAGGUUGGUGGAUGAAUUUGAUAAGAGUAUGUAAAAGAAGAAAAUUAAAAGUGAAUAUAGGAAAGAGUAGGGUGAUGAGGAUAAAAAGAUUAGGUGAUGAAAGAUUGGAUAUCAGAUUGGAGGGAGAGAGUAUGGAGGAGGUGAAUGUAUUCAGAUAUUUAGGAGUGGACGUGUCAGCAGAUGGGUCUACGAAGGAUGAGGUGAAUCACAGAAUUGAUUAGGGGAAAAGGGCGAGUGGUGCACUUAAGAGUCUGUGGAAGCAAAGAGGGGAAUGUAUGAGAGUAUAGUUAUACCAACACUCUUAUACGGGUGUGAAGCAUGGGUGAUGAAUGUUGCAACGAGGAGGAGGCUGGAGGAAGUGGAGAUGUCAUGUGUGAGGGCAAUGUGUAGUGUGCAUAUAAUGCAGAGAAUUCGUAUUUUGAAAAUUAAGAGGAGGUGUAGGAUUACCAAAACUAUUAUCCAGAGGGCUGAGGAGGGGUUGCUGAGGUAGUUCAGACAUGUAGAGUGAAUGUAACAAAACAGAAUGACUUUGAGAGUGUAUAAAUCUGUAGUGGAGGGAAGGCAGGGUAGGGGUCGGCCAAGGAAAGGUUGGAGGGAGGGGGUAAAGGAGGUUUCGUGUGCGAGAGGCUUGGACUUCCAGCAAGCAUGCUUGAGUGUAUUUGAUAGGAGUGAAUGGAGACAAGUAGUUUUUAAUACUUGACAUGCUGUUAGAGUGUGAGUAAAAUAACUAUUUAUGAAGGGAUUCAGGGAAACUGGCAGGCCAGAUUUGAGUCCUGGAGAUGGGAAGCACAGUGUCUGCACUGUGAAGGAAGGGCGUUACUGUUGCAGUUUUAUAAAUGUAGUGUAAAGCACCCCUCUGGCAAGACAGUGAUGGAGUGAAUGAUGAAAGUUUUUCUUUCUCAGGCCACCCUGCCUUGGUGGGAAUUGACUGAGGUGUUAAUAAAAAAAAAAAAUAGUUUAAGUAUAGUAUUAGGCACCUUAGUAUCUGUGGAGGAUUAAUGAACAGUCUAAUCAUAGCAGUACUGUAUUUCCUUAAUUAUUUCUAUAGUAAACUCAAUUUAAGACUAUUGGAGGGUCACAACACCCAUCCAAUGUUACUAAUAGAUUGUCCUGCCUAUCAGAGUGUACAUACAAAUCACAUCCAAUGUCUUAACUGUUCCAACACUUUUGGUGAAAGUCCCAAAUUUUAUGUAGCUGAAGCAAUCUAUUGCACCAACUCUGAUUUAAAUUCUGCUUGUGUUAGCCCCUACCCCUAUUAACCCUUAACUUUACAUACCCCUAUCUCCCACUAAAUUGUCCUUUGCAUAUUUCUACUUUAGCUCAUCUCCACAGCAGUAUGACCUUAAAGGUUUAGCACUUAAUUUAAUGAUAAGUGAGGAGAGUGGGUGACAGGUAAUGGCAAUAGUGGAGAACAUUUCUUUUUGCUGUGAUCAAAACGGAUAAAUCUGUAAUCAGUCAGUUGACCCGGCAGAUUUUGUCCCAUAUUUCUGAAGUAUAUUAAAUCAAGGAUUUCUUGUACAGUACUGUACCUAGAAUAUAUCUGGCCAUUGAAGUCUUGUUGCACAUGUAAGUACAUACUGUAGUAUAGCAUACAUUAAAAGUAAAUGAAGCAUUUAAAUUUUUUGUUUCUUCCAGCUAGUGAUACGUGUUAAUGAAAGCUAAUACACAUACUUGACUCUGCAAAUCAAGUUCCACCUCCCGGUCUCUUCAAACAUUAAUUAACAGAAAUUGUAAUACUAACAGACUACCUGGACCUAUGAGGUAAUGAAAGUGUGUUCUUAUAUUGUUUAAUCUAAUUGUCAUGAACACCAGAGUGGCCUAUUUGUCUGCUCAAGAUGACAGCCAGAAUUGACCACCACUAUGGAAGGGCAUGAGCUACAAAUCUCAGACAAACAGUAAGACUAGGUCAGCCAGGAAAGAUAAUUAUUAUAAUCAAAAAGAAGUGCUAAACCACAAGGACUAUCAGGAAAGAUAAGAGCUGCACAUUCCUAGCCCCUCCAAGGAGGCUCUUUGAUGCUGGUGAGCCCUUGUGGCUUAGCGCUUCUUUUUGAUUAUAAUAAUAAUAAUAAUUUGAUGCUGGUGAGGAGCUAUUGAUCUAAGGAAUUGGACCUGUGCUCCCAUUGGUCAUGAGAUGUUGGAUCUGUCUUGGGGCAUUAGUGGUGUUAUAGAGCAUUAUAGCUUACUUCUGUAGUGUUUUUGAGUGUGUUCAGGGCAUUGAAGUUCUACUUCUCAAGGAAGAAAAUAGGAAAACUGAAAUUUGUCUGUAAAGUAUAGCAUUGAAUGUGAGGUAGUUAGGGUAAGUGAAGGGAAGCAGGUUGGCAGCAGUUACAAGUGGGAAGUAGUUCCCAUUAAAGGGAGAAACAUUAAGUUGAGGAAGGUUAAAGGAGCAGAAUUGAAGGUAGGAAAUUGCUUUUCUGUUCUCCAGGAUGAUUGUACUUUAGUGGUUAGUGAGGAUAAAGGUACCACUAACUCCUCUGCUAAUAAAGGGAGGAAUAUCCUUGUGGUCGGUGACUUGCAGGUCAAAUAUAUGGACCAUGCCUUCUAUAAAAGAUAAGAAGGUUAGACAGAGGGUAUUUCCACUGGUAACUCCACCUACCACUGCUUCACAUCUGUCUGCAGUAUACAUUAUAACCUACUCCUCUGUAGACAUGCUGUAUUUUUAUCAAGGUUGAUGGACUGAACAGACUCCAGGAUGAAGGAAUGAUUAUCUCAAAUUCAUUUUCCACCAUUCUUUCUAUUGGACUGAACCAGUUACUGGGUGGCAAAACAUUUCCAGAAUAAAGAUACCCAUUUAUACGAAUUAUAUUUACUGCUAACUCAUAAAUAGUACAUAUUCCUGGACUGAAAAUCUUGAUACCCACAAGGAUACUUUGCAUACAGGAGAGCCAUGAUGAAUGAAAUAUUACUGUAGUGGAAUCUGACAAGGAUACAUAUAGGACCUUAUAUUGUUCCUAGUGUAUAUUACUGACUUGGCAACAGAAAUAAACUACUUACUCAUCUUUGAAUAUGAAGCUAAAAAAAAAAUGAGAAGACAGCAUGAUAAGCUGACAGGGAGUAUGUACAUUCUGGAUGGAUGAAAGAAGGGUUAGAAGCCAUCAUCCCAGAAAGUGUUUGGAGAGAGUGAAAAGGUUUGAGCAGUAUAGGAGCUUAAGCAUCCAGCACAUGAGUCAGAGCCAUAUCGAAGGAACUGAAGGAGUUGAAAUUUCAUGACCAUUGCCAGACUAGGCUCAAAAUUUCAGACAUUUUGAAGUACAGUAUCUCAAAAUAAAAAUAAAAAAUUUUUUUUUAGUUUGGAAAUUGGGAGAUGUGGAGGAAGGAUUGUUGAGGUGGUUUUGGUCAUUUAGAGGAUGGAGCAAAAUAGGAUGACUUGGAGGGUGUACAAGAGGCUUGGAGAUACAGCAAGCAUGUGUUGAGCGUGUUAACAGUGAAUGGAAAAGAAUGGUGCAGUUCCAAAAUUAUUAUAAUCAUAACUAAGUGCUAAACUCAUGAGGGUUUAACACUUCUAGAAGCUAUUUGAAUUGUGAUGUACACACACAGCUAUUAAACGAAUUAAAGUAGAUCUUUCUUUCUUUGAGUCACCCUACCUUGUUGGGAGACAAUAUGAUAAAAAAAAAAAAAAAGGUGAAAAGCAUUCAAGAACUUUGAAAGAAACUAGUUUAAAAUACUCCUUACCUUUAUGGACAACCUCUCGAGUAGUAUGCAGCACCAGUGAUGAACCUUCACACAGUAAUGCACUAGAAGGUACAAGGAUAUUCACAGUGCUGCUAUGAAGAAAGAAAUAUUAAGGCUGUAGCAUACAAAAUAGCCCUGGGCAUAGUAGUAGUAGUAGUAGGAAAGGAUAGACCCUUUACCAGAGAGAGUGAUGGCAUGGUUAGAGAUUACACGCCCAAAUGAACAAUAAGGUUAUCAGAAAACGCUUCUCUGAUAUAUUAGUAGUAAAGAGGUGGAAUUAACCAAACAAUGAAACAUUGUAAGCAAAUUCUAUGCAGGGGUUUAAAAAUAGGUGUGAUAGGAAGGGCCUGUUUUACAUAGUUAAACUGAAAGUUAUGAAGCAGAACCAAGAAAUCAGAGGUUAUCCCACCAACUCGAGUAGGAAAUUACACACAUGCAUAUCACUAAAACAUAAUUACACGUGUGCACAUAAAUUUUAAUUCAAACUUAGCUGUAUUCAUUCAGAUAUUUUAAAAUGCAAUCAAUUAUUGCAGUAUAGGAAAUUACAAGUUUCCAUUUGUUAAACUUCUUACCCGAGGUUUAUUUUUAAAAAAUCUGCAAGUAUUAUACUAUGUUUAAUCAGGUAGGCUUUUGUUACCUACAUUCUAGACUGCAAUAUUCAUACCGUACCAGGAUUAUUUUAUAUGCUAUAGUAUACAAAAAGAUUUAACCCUUUGACUGUCACAACCCCAAAUCCCGAGGUGUCUCCUGGUAUCGAAAAAAUUUUGGAAAAAAAAAAAAAAAAAUCUUAUGAAAUUAUAGAGAAUCUUUUCCCAAUGGUAAUGACACCAAAAGAAUGAAAUUUGAUGGAAAACUUAUGGAAUUACGCUCUCGUGAAGUUAGCGACCUCGGCGAUGUUUACGAAUCGGUGAUUUCACCCACUUUGAGCCCUAUUUUCGGCUAAUUCCAUUGUUCCAGUCGACCAAACUCAUAGCUAUUUCUUUAGAACUCCAUUUGUUCUAUCGAUUGAGUACAAGAAACUGCCCAUUUACCAAUUUCAACUACCCAAUAAUGUGGUCAGAAAUUUGCAAUUUGGCCAAUUUCACACAAAUAAAAAAUGCCAAAUUUCAAAAUAGGGUCCAGAAUGAACAAUGCAGACAUUCCUGGCUCUAAAAUAACAUUUUCUUUGUUCAUCAGUCAUGUCUCCAGGCCCCUCUGAUAUUACUCUUGCUUUCCAUUUU